This is a messenger RNA of Tachysurus vachellii, 3712 nucleotides long. Its product is annotated as chitin synthase chs-2-like. The transcript is spliced from 19 exons. Lineage: Eukaryota; Metazoa; Chordata; Actinopteri; Siluriformes; Bagridae. Gene Ontology annotation, molecular function: chitin synthase activity. Gene Ontology annotation, cellular component: cell septum; cell periphery. The record is from RefSeq and is a predicted model, not a curated record. Bases 1 to 3573 code for a protein of 1190 amino acids.
AUGGAAGAGGAGCACAGAGAAAAUAAAUACAGACAGGCAUGGGAUGCAUGCAGACAACUUCCAGAUAUUCAAGAUGAACAAAAGCAAAAACCCAAGAAACGAUUCAGGUUUAUGAAAUGGUACUGUUGUUGUGUGGUUGCUAUCCUUGUGUUUGCUCUUUCAUUAGUGAGUAAGUCAUCGUUUCUUAUUUUGGUAACACUUGGAAACAAUGUCACUAAGAGUGUACCUGAAGAGCAAAAAGCGAGUGCUCUGCUGAGUAUCGGCUGUAUGCUGGUUGGACCAAAUAUUUUGCUUCUGCUCAAGAGUCUAUGGAAAUUUAUUUUCAAAAGUGCAAUUAAACCAUCCAAGGAAACAGUCAUGUGGGUGAUCUUUGUUGAGUUUUUGGUGUCAUUUGGUGAGGUGGUACUGACAGUGAUGGCCAUGCCAUAUUUUGACAUUAUCACUAAUGUGAUGAUCUUGAACAGUGUGAGCAUCCUGUCAGCAGUCUUCCAGGUGGUCGAUCAAUUCCGUGCCAGAUGUAAAAGAGAAAGCGAAUCAUUCCAACCAAUGUCCUGCAAAGUGGAAUGUGGAAAGUGGCUCAGAACAAUUGCUUCCAUCAUCUUCAUUAUUCUGGGCUACAUCCUCUUCAUAAUAAACUACUUAGUAAUAGAAGAAAACUCCUUUCAAGUUAAAACAGCUGUGUGUCUGGCCAUUGUAGGAACAGUUUUCGUUUCAUUGAACUGGUGGGAGAACUACAGCAGUCUGUUUCCAUUUUUGGAAGACAUUUCCGAGAAAAUAGCCAGUUCCCAGAAUGUGGUUUGCAUUCUGUCCAGUGUGGUGAAAGUCCUGGUCACUGCAGCUGUUGUUGUAUAUAAUGUUCCUCUAAACUUGAUCCCUACAAGUGUGAAUAGGACAGUCUUUGGAUUGAUGGCAGUCCAGAUUGUUUCUUCUGCAAUGUGCCGCUGGUUUGUAGUGGUGGCUUGCAAGAUACAUGCCCUGCGUCGUUGUUUUAUUGUGCCCAUGUACUUGUCCUCUGUCGCUGUCAUGCUACUGUUUAUUGGUCUGUUUGCCCCUAUUGUUCAUUGCCCUAAUUCAAAUAGUAAUCUUUCUACAAGUGAGCAGUUGUAUAACCAGACUUACAGUAUUAUUCCACUCUGUUCAUUGAUUACCGACAUCAGGCACACACUUUCCACACGCCGUAUUGUGUCAGAAAUGAAUGUUGAAGGAUUGGUGGUUCUUGCCCUGUGUGCCUUUAGCUGGUGGCUGGGAUUCAUGCUAAGCACUGGUUACAUUUGGUUUCUGAAGAUCCAGCGCAUCGAGAGAACUCAUGAUCUGUUUGUGAAGCAGAUGUAUGAGGGAGCAUUUCUAGAACAGUCCUUGUUGCUUAACACACGUUUUGUGGCCAGGGAGAAUAACAAGGAUAAAAGGUCAAAAGGCCCGGCUCGACAAAUUCCGUCCGAAAAGAAUGGCAAAGUGCGACAUGUAAACGAAUAUGCUGAGACCCUAGUGGAAGUAGUCAAAGAGGUUUACACAAUUUUUUGUGAGGAUGACCCAUGUAUAUUCAAGAAGAAGCCCUGCCUCCCUCAGCAGAAGAUCAUCAGCACACCAUAUGGAGGUCGUCUGGAAUACACACUUCCUAAAGGCAACAUAAUGAUGGUUCACCUCAAGGACAAACAGCUGAUUCGACACAAAAAGAGAUGGUCCCAGAUCAUGUACUUAUACUACCUACUUGGCUGGAGACUUAAUGGCAAGUACCUGAAGAUGUUUGAGAAGGAUGGACAUCCCUCAGUAGAUGAACUGAGGGAACAUCUAAAGAAAGAGAAAGAGAACACAUACAUCUUGGCUCUGGAUGGAGACACAGAUUUCCAGCCCUCUGCUGUGAUGUUACUAAUUGACAGACUUAAACUCUACCCAGAGGUGGGAGCUGCGUGUGGCCGGAUUCACCCCACUGGCACAGGGCCCAUGGUGUGGUAUCAGAAAUUUGAGUAUGCAGUGGGCCACUGGCUGCAGAAGACAGCAGAGCAUGUGUUUGGCUGUGUGCUCUGUAGCCCUGGUUGCUUUAGUCUCUUCAGAGGUGCUGCCCUCAUGGACGAUAACGUCAUGAAGAGAUACACCACCAAACCAACAGAAGCCAUUCACCAUGUACAGUACGACCAAGGAGAGGACCGCUGGCUCUGCACUCUCUUAGUACAGCAGGGUUGGCGGGUGGAGUAUAAUGCUGCGUCAGACGCCUACACUAACGCACCACAGGACUUCAAAGAGUUCUACAACCAGCGGCGGCGCUGGGGGCCCUCCACCAUGGCCAACACCAUCGAUCUGCUCGGCUCUGGGGGCUUGACCGCUCAGAGGAACAGCUCUAUCUCUAAACCUUACAUCGUUUAUCAGGUCAUCAGCAUGGGUGCGUCCAUUCUGGGCCCUGCCACCAUCUGCCUGAUGAUAGCAGGAAGCUUUAAUUUCAUAGUAAAUAUGGAUCAAGAGGUUGCUCUCAUUGCAGCCACGGUGCCUCCAACAAUCUACCUGGCACUGUGCUUCAAGCUGAAAGCUGACACCCAAAUCCAGAUAGCAGCAGUCAUGAGUGUUUUGUAUGCGUUCCUCAUGACUGGAACUAUUCUCUCAAUCAUAGGAGACAUAGUGAAGAAUGAGACAUUUAUGACCCCCAGUGGCCUGUUUCUGAUUAGCAUGACUCUACUGUACCUCAUCACAGCAGCUCUUCACCCUCAGGAGCUUUCUCUGCUCAUCUAUGGGGUUCUCUAUUUCCUCUGUAUACCCAGUGGCUAUCUCCUGCUUUCUAUUUACUCCAUCGUGAAUAUGAACAAUGUCUCAUGGGGGACACGAGAGACUGGGGGCAAAGUGGAAACUGUAGCAGUGAGCGCCAUAAAGAGGAGGGUCAAACAGGCAGCAUGCUGUAAAUGCCCCUGCUGGAAUACCAGUGAUGAUACAAUUGAAAUUGAGCCACUGCUGAGCUCUGUAGUGUCAGAGGAGCAAGAUCUUAAGAUCCACACUGAUUCUGAAAAGAGAUCACAUGAAUGCCUCACAUUACAAAUUCCUAAAAGCUGGAUUGAAGACCUGCAAGGAAAAGAUGAAACUGUGUUCUGGAAAGAGCUGCAGACACUAUAUUUGGAACCUCUUAAAGAGAACAAAGAGCAACAGGAAAAAGUCGCAGAAGAGCUCAAAGACCUUAGAAACAAGGUGACAUUUGUCUUCUUCAUCUGCAAUGCUCUUUGGUUGAUGGCUACCUUGUUUCUCCAAGCCAUCGGCCAGCCUGUCACACUGCCUAUUCCAAAAAUGUAUCCAAAUGGAACUACUUCUUGGAAUGAAACAUUUUCUGUUGAUCCAAUAUCACUAAUGUUUCUCCUGAGCUUUGCAUUGCUCCUUAUUGUGCAGUUUCUUGCAAUGCUUUACCACAGAAUCUACACAUUAAUUCAUUUUGUGUCCUAUAUUGACACUGAGAUAAAGUCCUACUAUCGGAAAAAGGUUCCUGCAACUUUGGAACCCAGUGUUCAAUCUUUUCCAGGGAUGGAAAUGUCUAUUACUACUGAAGCUGACACAAGCAACUUUAGGAUAAGAUCUCAAGACAGAAAUUACCACAACUGAAGGACCUUCUUGCCCUGGAUCACUGUGAAUAUUUAUUUUGCCACUGAAAGAACGUUUUUGAAGUAUGAAAUGAAACGCAUGCUCAAAUCCAUGUUUAUGCUAAGCAGCUGCUGUAUUAUGCUUUAUCCUUUAAAUUACU